AUGUUCGGAUUAACAAACCUAACCACUCCAACAAUUCCGACCCCAAUAACAGUCAAACCAUCAUUCCAAGUCCCAUUACCAAAUUAUCAAUUCCAAACCCCUUUCAGAGGUCAAGGAAAACUAUUCCCAUUCUUACCUACUCAAACCGAUUUCCCAACCAAAACUACCGAGUUAGAUGUAGCAUUAUCUAAACCAAGUUUAUGGAAACGACAAGAUGUGAUUAUCGCACUUGAAAUCGUUACUGUUGUAACUGUUAUACCUAUAGCUGCAGUUGCUACACCUGUAGUUGUAACUCUGACUGUUCCUCCUCCUACUAAUACUCAACUUAGUACUGGUGGUUGGCCGAUUAUUGAUCCUGGUUCUGUUUCCGCUUGUUGGUCUGAUAUGGCAUGUAAUUCAGUUUGUCCAAAUUUUCAACAAAAUGGUUGGUACGCUCAUUGUAUGGAUUCAGCUUGUACUCAAUGUAGAUGUCAAAUCAUUUCUUCUAAUAUGUGUAAUGGACCACCAUACAAAAAUGCUACAUGGUCAAAUGAUGCACCAGCUCGUACGAUCACUUUAGGUCCUGCUGUUGCAACUGUUACAGUCAUGGUUUCUUCUGCUACUAAUACUUAUCAAUUUAUUCCUAAUUCAAAGAAAAAUAAAUUUUGUAUUUUGGUUUUCUUUGGUUUGAUUUCAUGGUUUUCAAUCUUCCUAUAA
Messenger RNA from Melampsora larici-populina 98AG31, 696 nucleotides. RefSeq lists its product as uncharacterized. NCBI's taxonomy places the organism in Eukaryota, Fungi, Basidiomycota, Pucciniomycetes, Pucciniales, Melampsoraceae. The transcript has 4 exons. The record is from RefSeq and is a predicted model, not a curated record. Bases 1 to 696 code for a protein of 231 amino acids.